Messenger RNA from Photinus pyralis (common eastern firefly), 528 nucleotides. It is a transcript of the gene spt4, whose product is annotated as transcription elongation factor SPT4-A. Gene Ontology annotation, biological process: chromatin organization; regulation of transcription elongation by RNA polymerase II; positive regulation of DNA-templated transcription, elongation. Lineage: Eukaryota; Metazoa; Arthropoda; Insecta; Coleoptera; Lampyridae. Gene Ontology annotation, cellular component: nucleus; DSIF complex. Gene Ontology annotation, molecular function: RNA polymerase II complex binding; zinc ion binding. The transcript has 4 exons. The record is from RefSeq and is a predicted model, not a curated record. Bases 72 to 422 code for a protein of 116 amino acids.
AAUAACGUUAAACGUCACAACACAACUUAACCUAAUUUUAAGAGAUCAAUUGGCUUGUGUCCCCGUUAAUAAUGACUUUAGAAACGGUUCCCAAGGAUUUACGUGGAUUAAGAGCGUGUUUAGUGUGCUCGUUAGUUAAGACCUUCGAUCAGUUCGAGUACGAAGGGUGCGACAAUUGCGACGAAUUUCUUCGCAUGAAGAACAACAGAGACAACGUCUACGAUUGCACCAGCUCCAAUUUCGACGGGAUGAUCGCGGCGAUGAGCCCCGAGGACAGUUGGGUUUGCAAAUGGCAAAGGAUUAAUCGAUUUUGCAAGGGAGUGUACGCGAUUUCGGUGUCUGGACGACUACCCCAAGGUAUUAUAAGGGAGAUGAAAAGUAGGGGUAUAGUCUAUAAGCCUAGAGAUACUAGUCAGCGGUGACACGCUGUUAUUCAUCUCGAUGUAAUAAUUGUAAGAAAUCACACUUUCAUUUGAACGAUGUACCUACUUUAAUUGUCCAAGAGCAACAAUAAAUCGAAACUUAUAA